AACAAGAAAUAAUUGCUGAAGAUACCUCCAACACAAAUGCUGAAUCGGAAGUGGACGAACAGACGGAACUCCUGGAAAAGAAAACGGCACAGGAACUGUUCGACAUGGGAACCCUAGAAUUUAAGGAGAACAAAAACUUCGACGUUGCUGCUGAGAGAUUUUCCAUGGCCGUGGAGAAGAAAGUGAAAGAAUUAAACGCAGAAGGGAGCAUCCACGUCGACUUGCGUGAAUACUACCUAUCCUUUGCUGAUGCCCUGCUGACCAAGGAAGAAGAAAAAAAUGAUCUUUUCGAAUUUUUGAAAAAAAAGAAAAAAAUCGAAGUGUCCGACACGGAGGAGGAUUCAGUUGAGAAGGAAGAAGUCACGGACGAGCAGCUUGCCUUUGAGAUGUUCGAAUUCGCAAGAAAAUGUUACGAACUGCUAGUGGAAGAGAAGAAGGAGGAGAUGUCGAAGAAGGACAUUUUGAAUUAUACCUAUGUGUUUAUUCGCCUUGGGGACAUCAGCUUACUGAACCACUUUUUCGAGGAGGCUUUGAAGGAGUACCAAAAAUGCGUGGAGUUACGGGAGAAGCACAAGGUGGGAGAUGAGAACCUGAUUGCCCCCCUGAUCUCCCUGUCGCAGAGCUACAUGUUCUGUGGAAAGAGAAAAGAAGCAGUGGAUUAUUUCGAAAAGGUAAAGAAAAUCCUGCUGGACGUUAGACAGAAAACCACCCCCCUGCCAGAAAACACGAACGAGAAAAUUAUACGGGACACAUACGACGAUGUACAAAUACAAAUUAAUGACUUGAAGAGACAAAUAGAGGAAGAGGGCGAGGAAGGCACGGCGUUGGGAAGUCAAACUAUUGCCAAGGAGUUGGUGGUCACGACAAAGUCCGAAUUCGACAAGGCAGUGCUGAACAAGGAAAGCAACGAAGUUACCAAAAUCACUAUUUCCACGGUGAAUGAUGACGAGCAGGGAACCAAGAGAAGAAGGAUCAACUUAUCUAAUUAUAAAAAUUAA
Plasmodium cynomolgi strain B is the source of this 998-nucleotide messenger RNA. RefSeq lists its product as hypothetical. Gene Ontology annotation, cellular component: nucleoplasm. NCBI's taxonomy places the organism in Eukaryota, Apicomplexa, Aconoidasida, Haemosporida, Plasmodiidae. Gene Ontology annotation, molecular function: histone binding. The annotation marks the transcript as partial. The transcript has 7 exons. The record is from RefSeq and is a predicted model, not a curated record. Gene Ontology annotation, biological process: CENP-A containing chromatin assembly; DNA replication-dependent chromatin assembly.